Naegleria lovaniensis is the source of this 1569-nucleotide messenger RNA. RefSeq lists its product as uncharacterized. The record is from RefSeq and is a predicted model, not a curated record. Bases 1 to 1569 code for a protein of 522 amino acids. The transcript is spliced from 2 exons. Gene Ontology annotation, cellular component: nucleus. Gene Ontology annotation, biological process: nuclear-transcribed mRNA catabolic process. Gene Ontology annotation, molecular function: 5'-3' RNA exonuclease activity; RNA binding. NCBI's taxonomy places the organism in Eukaryota, Heterolobosea, Eutetramitea, Acrasida, Naegleriidae.
AUGGGUGUGAAUCGAACGACCAUUCUCUCCAUUCUCUCGUUCAUUCUCGGAACGACCAAUGGUACAUCGAUGAAUCAAAUUGUUUCUGCUUGUCAAAAUAAUUCAUCGCAUUCAAUCACUCCUUCGAUUGUUUAUAUUGAUGGAAAUUCUUUAAUUCAUCACAAAUUACAAACAGCAAUUCCAGAAAGUGCAACAACCAACACGUUAUUUAAUGAAUCAAAUAUGAAAAAAAUUGUUGAACAAGUGAAAGAUUCGUUGUGUACACAAAUUGAACAAAUUUAUUUGAGUCAUCGACCCAUUGAAAAAAUUGUGCUCGUAUUUGAUGGUCCAUGUCCUUUUGCCAAAAACAAUGAACAGAGAAAGAGAAGAUUUUCCAAUGUUUCUAGCUUAAUUGCUAGUCCAGGAACUUUUUUCAUGUUUAAAUUAUGCCAAGCCAUGUAUAAAUGGUCAGCAGAUACUUUUUACGCUCAUUCUAGAAAAGGAAUUGAUAUCACAGUAGAAUUUUCAGAUUGUUUUGUGGAAGGAGAAGGUGAAAUUAAAAUUUUAGAAUCGAUUCGAAAGUAUCAUGCAUGCCAUUCAGAUGAAAAAUUAUCUGCCAAAACUCGUCACAUCGUACAUACCAAAGAUAGCGAUUUUACAUUACUACUACUUGCAUGUCUUGAAGAAAAUAUUAUUCUAGUGAAUGAUUAUCAAAAAAUUGAAAAGAACGUAUUGGUAAGAAAAUUGAAGGACCAAUUUGGAAUAGUUGGCGAAGAUCAGAAUUCACACACAACAAUUCACAGAAUCAUGUUGGAUCUUGUAUUGCUCUGUAUUACCUUUGGAAAUGAUUAUUUACAACCAAUGCCUCACGAACAAAAAUUACUCAACUUGUUACUGAGAUACAAGAAGAAGAAGCUGAAAGAAAAAUAUUCACAACGAUUUCUAGUAGAAGUGAAUUCAGAUCAUGUGAAAAUGGAUAUGGAUUUCUUUAUUAGAAUUUUAUUGAAAUCAAAAGACGUACAACCUAACAUGACAAGAAGCGAGAAGGAAAUUGAUGAAACUAGGAAAUACCUCGAAAGUUUGAUGUGGUGCAUCUCGACCUAUGAAACUGGAGUUUGUAAAGAUUAUAGACACUUUUCAAAUCAUAACCCACCCAUACUUCUAGGACAAAUGAUUCAAGAUAUGCGAAAAUUAAUAGAAAGAAAUGGUAACUCGCUGAAAUAUACUUCUUUGGGACAGACAAGCUUGAAACCAGCGACUUUCCUGAUGUCCGUCAUGCCAUUCACUGUUUUCAGACAAAGUAUACCGAAACCAAUUCUUGCUGUGAUCGAGAAAGAUAAAUCAAUCAUUAGAGAAUAUCAAAAUCAUUUUUUGAAGGCAGAACAUUUUGAUCAACUCAAGAAAUUGGAAGAACUUUUACUGAACGAAGUCAAUUUGAAAUCGUGUCCUGAGGCCGAUAACGAAAUUUGGAUGGAAAAAUUAUUGACUAAAAGUCAGUCGUUUUCAAUUUCAAAGAAGCACGUGGAAUCUACUUAUUUGAGAAUUAACAGAGUUUGGAACGCAAUGAAGAAAUCUUCGAUGGGCUUGUGA